GAAAGCGGAGUUGGACUUUGACAUUUCAAUCAACUAGAUUUUAAACUGUAAUCGAGUAGGAAAUUGAAACAAUCAGGACAAGAGCAGCUUUAUAGCUGUUGACCGUGAAUCAACGUAGACUUGUAGUUCCUACUCUCCCUUCGAACAAAACGAUACAAAUCAAAAAAUGUCUGAAAAAAGCAGCCCAAUUAAAUACUUUCUGAGUGGUGGAUUCGGUGGUGUAUGCACAGUGUUAGCUGGUCAUCCUAUGGAUACAGUGAAAGUAAGAUUGCAAACUAUGCCACUGCCGAAGCCAGGCGAAUCGCCCUUGUACAGCGGUACUUUCGACUGCUUCAAGAAGACUAUCAAUAAGGAAGGUUUUCGUGGUUUGUACAAGGGCAUGUCGGCGCCCUUGACUGGGGUAGCGCCUAUUUUCGCGAUCAGUUUCUUCGGAUUCGGGCUCGGUAAGAGACUGAUAGCUCGUUCUGACGACCAGGUGCUUUCUAAGCCGGAGCUGUUCGCCGCGGGCGCCUUCUCCGGGAUCUUCACAACGUCCAUCAUGGCGCCCGGCGAGCGGAUCAAGUGCCUGCUGCAGAUCCAGCAGGGCGGCAAUGCGCCGCAGAAGUACGCUGGCAUGGUUGACUGUGCCAGACAGUUAUACCGGGAGGGUGGCAUGAGGAGCAUCUACAAGGGCAGUGUAGCAACUAUUUUAAGAGAUGUGCCAGCCAGUGGUAUGUACUUCAUGACCUAUGAAUGGGUAAAAGAAGUGUUGGUGCCGGCCGAUGCAAGCUCUAAAAUGAAAAUGCUGGCUACUAUAGUUGCUGGUGGCUGUGCUGGAAUAGCUAACUGGCUGGUAGGCAUGCCAGCUGAUGUGUUGAAGAGUAGGCUGCAGACGGCACCUGAGGGAACAUAUCCUAAUGGUAUGCGAGAUGUGUUCAAGCAGCUGAUUGAACGAGAAGGCCCAACAGCCUUGUACAAAGGUGUAACUCCUGUCAUGCUCCGAGCAUUCCCGGCAAAUGCAGCAUGCUUUGUUGGCUUUGAGCUAGCCAUCAACUUCUUGGACUGGGUUGCACCAAACCUUUGAUAGUGUUAUAAGCAACUAGAUCAACAAGAAUUAUUUGUACAGUAUACUAGUAUAAGAUUCCUCUAAGUUUUAAAUGCAAUCUAACUGUAGAAAGAUGUAAAUCAGAUAUAUUUUUUGGCUUGACUCAUAACAGUGCUACUUGCACUUGAUGCCAAAAUAAAUGAGCUUUAUUUGGCAGGUAGUAUUGUAAGAGAUCAUGUUUAUUUUUUAUUACAAUUUGUUUACAACACUGCCUAAUGUGAUUUGGAAUUAUUUAAAGGAAAAUGUAUACAAUUACAUGAUUUGUUUACAAGUUGUGUGUAAUAAAAAAUGAAAAAUAUAUGGGAUUAUCUGGGUCUGCAGUAUUAUACUAAAAUUUUGUCUAAGUAGACUUAGCAAACCAGAAAUUAUUUGUAAAAAAGAAAUGAUUAUUCUUUCUUCUUCCUUUGUCUCAAUUUCUCAUUAGUCUCUCAAAUUCUGAUUCAAUUUAAUCUAAAUUACGUCAAUGAAAGAGCAUAUUACGAAGCACAAUUUCUGUUUGCCUUUACCUGGGUUAAAACCUUUUUCUGUAAUCCUUGAUAAUAACAUACUCAACUGUAAGACAAAUGAUUCAUAGGAUAGGGAAAAAAUAUGUCCAUCUACUAUAGGUACUGUAGAUUUCAGUAAAAAAAUGGUCACAGAUGUAGUGAUUUUUUUAUUACACAAUGUAAUAUGUAAUUGUGUACAAUUUCAUUUGUCUCCCUUAUAAAGCUUAUCAGUUUUGAUAAAUACUCUCAAUAUUAGGAUUUUUUAUUGUAUACUAAAGUAUACAAUCUUAGUACUUGAGGAAAACUGGUUAGCAUUAUCAGGGUCUCAACCUAAGCCACAAAUAGAUAUUUUUAAUUUAUGUAGUUGUUUUCUUUAGUGUUUAUAUUAAAAUGUUAUUACAGACAAUAGAAUGUUACAGAUUAUAUGACAGAGAUGAGGUUUUAAGUGCCUUGUAUUAUACAUGUUUACUAUGAUAAUUUUUGUGUAUUUUUAACUCCUUACACUUUGGACUGCAGACUGAUUGUGCAGAUAAAGACAUUUAUCAAUAUUUACCUUUCAUGUGUGUAGUGGUGGUCAAAAAUUGUGGGUUCAAACAUCCGUUGUACUGUAUGUAGCAGAACAACUGUUCUCGAAGAAAAAAAGCAAAAAGAUGACUAAACAUUCAGUAAAGCUCUUAACCAUACACAGACUUGGGGGAUUUAACAACUUGAGGCUCGUCUGUAAUUUUCUGUACUAAACAGUCUGCCGAUGAGGGGUAUGUCAAAUGAAUGGCUAUUUAUGUGAAACAUACUAAUAGCCAUGUCAGAUAAAUGUCAGCCCAUACUUAAAACUAGUUGGUCAUAACCAUUGGGCGAGGUUGUCGAUUGAAGGGUAAGCUCUUAAUGCAACUCCAGUAUCCUCUUUGAAAAUUUUUGUUUAUUGUAUAAUACCAUUCUGUAUAUUAUCUUGUAGGUAGAUGGUGGUGGUCAUUCUCAGUAAAUUGCACAAAUUACUUAAAACAAAACCUUAAAAAAAUACAACAAACAACAAGUCAAUACUUGCAAAUAUUUAUUUACCAGUCAUUUAUUACUUCAUAAUAACUUGAACAUUUUAGUAAAACUCUCUUCUGAAAUUGA
Messenger RNA from Cydia pomonella (codling moth), 2685 nucleotides. It is a transcript of the gene colt, whose product is annotated as congested-like trachea protein. Gene Ontology annotation, cellular component: mitochondrial envelope. NCBI's taxonomy places the organism in Eukaryota, Metazoa, Arthropoda, Insecta, Lepidoptera, Tortricidae. The coding region runs from base 167 to 1063 and encodes 298 amino acids. Gene Ontology annotation, molecular function: O-acyl-L-carnitine transmembrane transporter activity. The transcript has a single exon. The record is from RefSeq and is a predicted model, not a curated record. Gene Ontology annotation, biological process: mitochondrial transport; carnitine transmembrane transport.